Molecule: messenger RNA, 975 nt
Organism: Aspergillus glaucus CBS 516.65
Lineage: Eukaryota; Fungi; Ascomycota; Eurotiomycetes; Eurotiales; Aspergillaceae
Product: putative mitochondrial carrier protein
Exons: 2
Coding region: 1-975 (324 amino acids)
Biological process (GO): glycine import into mitochondrion
Cellular component (GO): mitochondrion; mitochondrial inner membrane
Molecular function (GO): glycine transmembrane transporter activity
Source: RefSeq, a predicted model, not a curated record
AUGUCAAACAAUGCUGCAUAUGCUGUGUCGCCUCAGGUGAAGAAACCCUCUACAUCAUCAAAAUCCACCUUCCACUUCGCCGCCGGCCUCUGUUCCGGCCUCACAUCCUCCAUCCUUCUCCAACCAGCUGACCUUCUCAAAACCCGUGUCCAACAAUCCCAUCAAACUGCCGCCCUACUCCCAACCCUCAAAGCCAUCCUUUCCUCCUCCAAUCCGAUCCGCGGGUUAUGGCGUGGUACCCUCCCCUCCGCACUCCGCACGGGCUUCGGGUCAGCCUUGUAUUUCACGAGUCUUAAUGCCCUGCGACAAGGGCUAGCGCAGAAUGGCUCUUCGAUGCUCAUCGCCAACAAUAAUGGCGUUAAUACUUCAGCUCUUCCGAAACUCUCCAACUCGGGAAACCUAGCCACAGGAGCCGCGGCUCGGGUAGCCGCAGGGUUCGUCAUGAUGCCGGUCACUGUGAUCAAGGUGCGCUACGAGUCGGAUUACUACGCAUAUCGCACUUUAUACGGGGCGGGGCGGGAUAUCGUCCGCACAGAGGGGAUGCGGGGUCUAUUCUCAGGGUUCGGGGCAACCGCCGCGCGUGAUGCACCGUAUGCUGGACUCUACGUCCUGCUUUAUGAGCAGUUGAAGCGCCGUUUCGCCCUAUUAUCUGCUCCUAAUGGGGAUGCACCCACGACAUCCUCGUCGUCGAUUAACUUCGUCUCGGGUGGGUUAGCCGCUGGUUUGGCUACGACCAUUACCAACCCGUUUGAUGCCGUUAAGACCCGGCUGCAGCUUAUGCCGGGGAAAUACGGGAAUAUGCUCCGUGCGGUUAGCUUGAUGAUUCAUGAAGACGGUGUGCGCAGUCUGUUGGGUGGUCUUGGGCUGCGGAUCGGGAGGAAAGCAUUAAGUUCGGCCCUCGCUUGGACCGUGUAUGAGGAACUCAUCCUCCGCGCUGAGAACCACUGGGCUGCUCAAAAUCAGAUCCAUCUGUGA